CCUAUAUGCGCUUGUUAUAAAAAAAUAUUACAAAUAAUAUGCACAUUCAGUAGGUGAAGAGUGUUUGCACUUAGUGUACUCGAAACUUUUAAAGUUAACUGUUAACUAUGUUACCAUCUUCUAGAAGAAUUAUAAGACUUAUUAGAAAAAUAGAAGCUAAUGUUAAAAGUAGCAAACGUUUACUGAGCACCCAAGAUGUUAUAAAAAGAGAAAAUCGAUAUACUGCUCACAAUUAUCAUCCACUGCCUGUGGCGUUAACAAAAGGAGAAGGUGUUUUUGUUUGGGAUGUAGAAGGUAAUCGAUAUUUUGAUUACCUCAGCGGAUAUUCAGCAAAUAACUUUGGACACUGCCAUCCAAAAAUCAUCAAAGCUUUACAAGAUCAAAGUACCGUUCUGCAUCAUACGUCUAGAGCUUUCUUUUCCGAUGUACUAGGAGAAUAUGGCCAAGUAUUAACCAAAUUGUUUGGAUAUGACAAAGUUUUGCCAAUGAAUACAGGGGUUGAAGCAGCAGAAACGGCAUGUAAAAUUUCAAGAAAAUGGGGCUAUAGGAAAAAGAAAAUACCUAAAAACGAAGCCAAAAUAAUUUUUGCUGCUGACAAUUUUUGGGGAAGAUCUCUGGCUGCCGUUUCAGCAUCUACUGAUCCACUUUGUUUUGAAGAAUAUGGACCUUUUUAUGCCUGGAUUUAGUUGCGUUCCAUACAAUGACUUAAAAGCGCUGGAAAAAGCUUUACAAGAUCCUCUGGUAUGCGCCUACAUGGUGGAACCAAUCCAAGGUGAAGCUGGCAUUUACGUACCUGAUGCUGGAUACUUAAAAGGAGUCCGUUCGCUUUGCACCAAAUAUAAUGUUUUAUGGAUAGCUGAUGAAAUUCAGACUGGAUUAGGUAGGACUGGAAAAAGAUUGGCUGUUGAUUAUGAGGAUGUUAAACCCGACAUUCUGGUUCUCGGAAAAGCCCUUGGUGGUGGAGUUUACCCAGUUUCCGCUGCUCUAGCCGACGACAAUGUUAUGUCGGUUAUUGAACCAGGUACUCACGGCUCUACUUUUGGAGGAAAUCCUUUAGGUUCUAAAGUAGCUAUGCAAGCUUUAGAAAUAUUAGAAGAAGAUGAAUUAGCAGAAAACGCAUUGAGAUUAGGAGAGCUGUUCAGAGUAGAAUUAAUUGAAAAACUGAAAAAUGCCAAUACAGUUAUAAAUGAUAUUAGAGGGAAAGGUCUUCUAAAUGCUUUAGACAUCAAUAGAAAUUAUGCAGAUGCCUGGGAAAUAUGUUUGAAAUUAAAAGAAAACGGUCUUUUAGCAAAACAUACUCAUGAUCAUAUAAUAAGAUUUUCGCCUCCUCUUAUAAUAAAUGAAGAACAAAUGAAACAUUCUAUAGAUAUUAUUGUUAAAACUAUUACAAGUAUUGAUACCUCACACAAAUAACGACAAUAUUUUUUGGAGUACCUACAUAUGCAAGCAACAUAAUAUAUAAUAAACAAGGUUUUUGUCCAGUUAUCGUUCCCACUAGAAAAUAUAAAUUUGGUCUAGCUACUUAUAAAAUGGCUUUUUUUAAGUUAAUACCUAAGUAUAUACUUAGUGGUAAUGUGGAUUCGACAAGCAACUGAUUAGCACA
Messenger RNA from Psylliodes chrysocephalus, 1603 nucleotides. Lineage: Eukaryota; Metazoa; Arthropoda; Insecta; Coleoptera; Chrysomelidae. The record is from the annotation of a GenBank genome assembly.